AUGGAUCUAUCACCAGAUUUAACUGCUGAGGUUACACGUCUUAGACAUGAAGUGAAUGCUAAGGAAGAGGCACUCAAUGCGUUGAAAACCAAGACUAAGGCGUUUGUUGACAACAUGCGUAGUCAACUUGCAAAUGAGACACAGAAAGCUAUCGCGUUGGAAGCGAAGCUGAAAGAAGCCACUGCAGCUUCAAAUGCAUCAAGUUUAGGAUCCGAACAGCAACGUUGGACAGAAGAGAUUGAAAGAUUGAAAAAGGAGACAAAUUUACGUGAGAAUGACUUGAAAUCUCGUGCAAAGUCAUAUGCAGACGCUAUGACGUCACAAUUAGAAAGCGAAAAGAAACGAUGUCGUGAACUGGAGACUUUGCUGCAGCAAAAGACGGAAGCUCUUGAUGCUGCUAAAACUAUUGCGACUCCAACUAAUGAGCUUGAUUUUUUUUCACAACCAGUAAUUGCUACUGGGUCACACACGGAUGAUGAGUUUCAUGCCGUGCAGUCACAAUUAAGUUCAGCUAAUUUUGAAAUGGCUGACUUGCGUGAACAGCUUCGAAAUGUUGAAGCGGGUGCUUUGCAAUCAACACGACAAGCGGAGAAUGCUAGUCAUGAACUAGAGACGCUACGUGGGGCCUCAGAACAGCAGUGUCGUGAGCUACAAUCUGAAGUGAACUCUCUGAGAGCUCGUGAAAGUUCAUUACAAGCACAACUCCAAGCUACGGAGAGUAGAGUUAAUAUGGACAAGAUAUGUGAAUUGGAACUUAAGAUUCAACAGCACAAAACCGAGAAUCAUAGUCUUCAGAAUCAGCUAAUCGACAAAGAUUUUCAACUAGAGCAGUUGGAUAACUACCGACGACGGGCAGAUGAUAGUGAGACUAAGGUGCUUCAACAUCAGGCGGAAAUUAACGUGCUACAAACCAAGCUAUCGUCGUACUCGUGCAAUAAAUGUAAUGUACUUGAAGAGAAGUUAGCAGAGAUUACCCAGCUUUAUGAAAAAGUUAAUCUUGGUCGAAGUCGCAGUGAUAGUUUAAUCGCCGAGACGCAGUCGCAAUUAGGAGAACUUCAGACUAUAAAGCAGCAAUAUGUGGCGUCUCAGGAUCGAGUGGAUGAUUUAAUGAAGCAGAAUCUCAAGCUGAAUGAAAAAGUCACGGAAAAGGAAAUUCAAGUAGCGAAUCUCAAGGCUGAAUUGCAGAAAUCGAGCACGGAGUUGGCGGAUCUGAAGUCGCAGCACAAUGCGCUCAUGUCUGACAGUACGCAGCACCGUCAACUCUCCGAGUCGAUUCACGUUGAUUUGCAGAAGGUUGAGGAGACUCGAAACGAAUUGCAAGCUAAAUGCAUCAAUCUGGACAAGAAAAACAAGGAGCUUACGACAGCAAUAGAAAGUAUUAAUAAGGAAAAUACUGAUAAACGUCAGAAAGCGAAAGCUCUUGUACAGACAUUGGUGGGAGAGAAAACGAGCUUGCUUGAGGCUAGAAGCCACUUACAGAAAGAAGUUGAUCGACUGCGAAUGGAAGUGAAUCAGCGUAAUGUUGACAACGAUCAACAACUCAAGACACUUCGAGAUGAGACCAAUGAAAAAGCAGCUGAGAAUCUAAUCACCAUUCAGAGCUUGACGGAUGAAGUUGCUAAGUUGAAACGCACUCUUACAACUGUUCAGGAAUCCGAGAAGGUUCAACAACGGGCGAAAGAACUUGCAGCAGCGAAGCGGGAGAUCGAAGACUCAAAUAAGAAGCGACUUGCCGCAAAGGCAGAGACGCAAAAACUUGCUGUGGAGCUGGAGAAUAUGCACAGGUGCCUCGAUCACAUCACGACGCAUGUCAAUGCAGUUUGCACAGAUAAUUUUCAGCAGAUUGCUCUUGUUCAAGGGCAUGUAAAGGAAGCUCUUGAGGUGUUGAAGAGCCGAGCUGGAUCUGGGGCUCAGAACAAGAAAGUGCCCGAAGAAGACCCAACUAUCAAAGUUGAGGCACUAUCUGAUAUCCGAUGUGGAAAUACACAACAAAAUCCAGGAGCGAAGCGACUGGAAGAAAAUGUAUCGCGCGUCAGUGAGCAGAUUCGACAGCUAGUGGACAUCACUGAGCAAUUUGUUUCUCCGAGAAACUUCACACAGUUUGCUCUAAAGCCGACGAAGCCGUGA
This is a messenger RNA of Plasmopara halstedii, 2127 nucleotides long. RefSeq lists its product as uncharacterized. NCBI's taxonomy places the organism in Eukaryota, Oomycota, Peronosporomycetes, Peronosporales, Peronosporaceae. The record is from RefSeq and is a predicted model, not a curated record. The transcript has 3 exons. The coding region runs from base 1 to 2127 and encodes 708 amino acids.